AUGACGGCCAGUCUGGUCAUGCAAAACAGACGGAGCAAAGUCUCUGCGAAACCUCUGCGGUUACCCAUCAUUGCCCCAAAGGAAGAUCUGUUUGAUGCCUUCGCCAAGUCCGAAAAGGCAUUGAGCGCUCCACCGCGCAUCCGCUUGCCUCCGCGAUCUCGUACCGGUUGCUGGACAUGUCGACAAUGUACACGUCUAGGCCAUACUUGCGAUUAUCGCCCACGGCUGGCCUUUCGCGAUGAUACCCCUCGUAUCAUGGGCCGCAUGGCCGAUGUGAAGACAAACGGCCAUGUCGUUUGGGAUCUCACUUCGCCGAGUUCCAAUGAUGAGAGGACCGAUUAUUUCUCUUCCAAGGAUUCACUUCCGCCCUUUUCCCUGCUCACUUCGGACGAAGACCGGGAAAAGAAAGCAGAAGCGGUUAGUCCCGGCACGUACCAUGUCGUGAUAACACCAGACAGUUUCUCCUCACUGCCAGAGUAUACGGACGACGCAGUUGAGAAAGCUAGAUCAAAUCCCACCAGCGAGUGUAGGACCUCUGCGUCCAGUAGCCCCACAAGUGCGGUCAAGGGCGACUGCAGUGGAGGCGAAGAUCCCAAUGUGGUGAUUUUGAAGACUUUUGAAGAUGCUACUCGCCGCUCGCCGUCUAAUGGGAAGACCUUGAGGAUCUCUCCAACAUCGGAGAUCUCAGAUCCUUUCGGCAAUUUGAGUCUCUCUCCAAAUUUCGCUUCCCUCCCCUCGCCGGAUGUGAAGGUAGAGGAGAUGACAUUCUUGGAUCCGCGUUUUGACCAGCAAAGUCAGGAUUCUACUAUAUUUUCCCACUUCCGUCAGGUCGUAUGGCGCCAGUUGUUCCCUCACGACUAUAGGCUUGAUGAUUCUUGUGGAUCUGAUAGUCACUUUAUGACUCUCAGCAUGGACUUCCUAGAGCAGGAAGCCACUCGUUUCCCUCCUCUUUCCCACGCUAUGAUGGCUGUAUCAGCCCUUAGUCUCUCGCACAGCGGCACAGGUCACAAUGUCGAUGCUCUACAAUAUUAUCAGCAAGCUUUCCCCUCCCUCCAGGUCAGCCUACGGAACAACGAUGAUCUUGUUUCCGACGGGCUGUUCCUUACCCACUUCCUACUACUGAUAUACGAGAUCGCAGCCGCCGAGCCACACGGCUCGAACCUGUGGUCUCACCAUAUCUCUCGUCUCCUUCACAUCGCCUUCCUUCGACGGGCCAAGUAUGGCCAAGAGCCCCACCCAUUUAUCCUGUGGUGGGUGUGCCACAUUGACUUGUACGCCCUGUUUAGCGGAGCAGGGACGGGAGAGUUCGUACGAGCCGUUAUCGACCACCAGAUGCUCCCUGGGUCGGAAUGUCUUCUCUACCCUUCUGCCCCAGAGGGUUACAGUGUGAUUUACUCCGACGAGCAUGAGAGCUUACCGGUCAUCAUGCGUCUGUACCACGACACGUUCCGGCUAGCCGCUCAACUGGGGUUCUUGGCUACUCGCCUUCGUCACGAUAAACGGAACCUGCCCUUUGCAGAGUUCGAUAAGAGAUCGCAGGAAUUAAGCGAUCUGCGCCAGGCUUUUGGGAGACUGUGGGAAUCCCCUGACGUUGCAUUCCUACACCAACACCAGGAUAACCUCCCGCGGCGGUCCCGGGAAAUCAUGCAACAGUCCGCUACACUAUACCAUUUUUGUCAACUCUUCUCUUAUAGCAGCAUGUGGCCCGGACAACGUGUGGAGUCCGAGUUCCCCCCAGACGCAGAAAUCGACCACCACGCAACAGAGAUCCUGCGCUUGGCCCAGCGGACUACACACACUCGACGAGCUGAUCGACACUUCCUAGUCUUCCCGUUGUUCCUAGCAGGUGCUACGGCAUCAGCUAGUGGAAUGAAGAUGAUGGCGAUGGAACUGAUGACUAGCAUGGAAGACGAGGAAGACGGCAUGGGCCGCAAUGCAGCAACGACUCGUGCUAUCCUUCAGAUUGUCUAUGAGCGGCAGUUGGAGCGACUCAUGCAUAUGGGUUAUGCGUUGGAUGUGGAUUGGUCUGACCUGAUGGCUCAGGAGGGACUUCAGAUGGUCAACUUCGGGUUUUGA
Molecule: messenger RNA, 2076 nt
Organism: Penicillium egyptiacum
Lineage: Eukaryota; Fungi; Ascomycota; Eurotiomycetes; Eurotiales; Aspergillaceae
Source: the annotation of a GenBank genome assembly